AUGCAGGCUGCGAAAGCCACGGAGAAAGUAGGGUUUCGCAAGCUUCGAGGCGCAUGCGACCUUGCUUCUAGCCAGGCGCUCGAAUAUAUUUGGAUUGAUACGUGUUGUAUCGACAAAAGUAGUAGUGCUGAGUUGUCCGAAGCGAUAAACUCUAUGUUCUCUUGGUAUGCAAAUGCUAAGACAUGCUAUGCCUUUCUCGCGGACGUCGAUCAUGAUAGGUCUCGGAAAGGUCAAGUUGGUCUUGAUGAAUUUGGUUCAGCUAGAUGGUUCCAAAGAGGCUGGACUCUGCAAGAGCUGAUUGCUCCCCAAGAUAUUUCAUUCUAUGAUCGCAAUUGGCAGGAAAUCGGCGAUAAGACCAGCUUGCGCGGAAGGAUCUCAAGAAUCACGGGUAUUGAUGAGAGUGUCCUGAAAAAAGACGUAAGCCACCAAAUUAUCAGCGUAGCCAAAAGAAUGUCUUGGGCAUCUAGGAGAGUCACGACGAGACCCGAAGACAUUGCAUACUGUUUAAUGGGACUUUUCAACGUCAAUAUGCCCUUGAUCUACGGAGAGGGUUCAAAAGCAUUCACAAGACUACAAGAAGAGAUCAUUAAAUACUCGACUGAUCAGUCUCUGUUCGCUUGGACGCACCAACAGGAUGACUCCAAGCGCCAAUGCGGACUGCUUGCCCCAUCUCCAUCUGAAUUUGUCCACUCGAGCCAGGUCAUUUCGCACAAUGAUCCUGGGUUCACAGAGCCUUAUUCGGUCAGUAAUAUGGGCUUACAUAUUCGACUCCUACUUCUCAAGGACGGCGAUCUCUUCAAGGCCGGUCUUGAUUGCUUGUCGCCACGCUAUGUCGGUGGAUCAGGGUUCCAUGAAAUCGUAGGUGUCUAUCUGAAGUUGUUCAAGGGCGAACAGUACGUCAGAGUCAUGUCAGAUGUACUUUGCACCAUCGAUUCUCACGAAAGGGAAAAUUCGUUCAAAACAAUUUACGUCUGCAACGAAAUGCCCGACCGAGAAAGACAUGAUAUAUACCUCGAGCGGGUCAUCGAAUUCCGAGGCAUUGCUCGGAACGAGACAAGUUGUAAAGUCUAUGCGGUUCUCGCAUGCGCCCCCGAUAAAUCAAUGCAAUUUGAACAGGUACGAUAUCACACAACAUCGCAGCAGCUUUGGAGUAAUUAUCAGGAGCAACUUGUUUAUUUGCGAUUGAACACCUCUCACCGCUAUGCUGGCGGCGCUAUUGUCCUUCCUAUGAGUGGCCGCGCUAUAGCUGUCUUAUUAGGCAUGACGGAGAAGGGUGAAUUAGGCUUUCAAUCGGUUUCUUUGUCCCAACACAUGACAUUGGAGCAAGCAAGAAUUGCCUUUAACCCAGUACCUGUGGGACAGAGUGUGAGUCUCAAGCCAGACUACCCUAUCCUUGUAGAGGUCAACGCACAUGAGAGGAUACAUCAGAUGACCAUGAUCUACAAUGUACGAAUUUCUUUUACAAAAAUCGAGACGAUGUCAGGAGAUAAUGUGCGGAACACGAAAAUUUACCAUGACUCUUCAUCCGGGCACGCUACAUCCCAACAAAACUCUGGAAGAAGUAUUUUCAAGCUGUUCAGAAGGUCCAAACCGAAAGAAUGGGCCAAUGAAACGGCAAACUGA
Messenger RNA from Bacidia gigantensis, 1623 nucleotides. RefSeq lists its product as uncharacterized. The record is from RefSeq and is a predicted model, not a curated record. NCBI's taxonomy places the organism in Eukaryota, Fungi, Ascomycota, Lecanoromycetes, Lecanorales, Ramalinaceae. The coding region runs from base 1 to 1623 and encodes 540 amino acids. The transcript has a single exon.